GAAUUAGAGGUCACGCAAACAGCUCAGAAGGGUUCAAGUGCUAGUAAGGGCAAUGAUCCGGCUCUGAGAUGGUCGUUACAGCCCUGGCACUGUCACCAAUUUACCAUCCACUCUUCGGUCGAUAGUAGCGGUACUCUUGGAGUAAGCGAUCAAACAAUUUUACAGUAGUAAAUCUGAGGUAUUAAUAGACGUGGAUAUUAUGGAAGGAGACUUGAGCGCGCAGAGCUCGAGGCUGGCCGAAGAUUUGCAGUUGUAGAGGCUGUUGCGUAUGAUGGCUGCAUGCUGAUGAACGAAGAGUGUUGCGAAAAGCGCUCAGCAUUCAUUUUGCUCUCCAGAAUCAUAGCUUCGUAAAAGCACCCCACUUCUUCUAGAUAGCUAGUCACUAUAAGAGCCCGAAAGACUGGCUUCAGCAGCAAAGAUUAGCCAUGACGGCGUUUACAGAGUAUUAUCUCCCCAAAAUUGCAGCUUUAUUUAGCAUGUUGGGUAGUGGGUUAAUCAUUGCCGAGGUGCUGCAGGAUGGUCGACAGAGAGGUGCCCGAUCCACUACUUUCAAAGCUGUUGGUGCUGUAUCUCGCGUCUUGUUGUCUAUGAGUGUUGGGGAUAUCCUCUUUUCUUUUGGCUGGUUCUUGGGCUCGUGGGCCAACUUUGGGAGCAAAGGGUUCUGUGUUUUUCAGGGCUUUAUCCUGCACCUGGGAUACAUGGCAUCCUUACUCUUUAGUGCUUCUCUGGCUGUGGUGUAUCUACUCAUGAUCCAGUACAAUUGGCGUCAACGCAGAAUUCUACCCAGAAUCCCUAUCAUUGCCAUUAUCAUGUGGGGUGCCUGCCUGGUGUUGGCCGUGCUUCCAAUACCCCUGGAUAUGUACCAACCAACUGGCACAAAUUGCUGGAUUGGAUCCUCGGAAUCGCAGGAUGCCACCUUUAUCGUUGCAUCCCUUCAGGUGAUUCCCGUUUGGUCAUGUAUCCUUCUGGAUGCUUCUAUCAUGUUUUUCCUUUUUCGAAAGGCAAGAUUGCUGGAAGCGGAAGUGGAACAUGUAGCUCUUCGAAGCAGUAACAGUACAAACGCCACAAAGGUCUUAUCCACCACUUCGAGAGCCAAUGAUCCCCGAAGUGAGGGAGCAGAUGAUACGGAUGACAAUCCCGAACGAAUGGAGCAAGCACAGGCAGAAGAGUCAGUCCAGUUGGAGGAACAGCAUCCAGAAACAGACAUUGCUGCAGAACCACCUCGUGAAGAAAUUGAGGAGUCCGACCACAGCAACCAAGAUGGUGAACCAUCCACUAGAAUCUACAGCACGUCCACCCAAUACUCUACAACCUCCAACAGUCCUAGAUCCAAAAAACGAUCCCAAAUUGUUGCCAAACAGGGUAUAGGCUACAUUGCAGGGUUUUUGAUGACGUAUGGAUUUGCCACAAUUUCCGUCCUUGUUUUCCUUAUUUCGGGAGAAUGGAAUCCCCCUUUGGAUCGUACCAGCUACUUCUUUCUGGCCAGUCAAGGUGUCUUCAACUUUUUGGUCUUCAGCCAUGGGCGACGACAAAUGAAGACACGGGUGGGAGCUAAGCUCAAGAGUUGGAUAUGGAAUGGCGCAGCAUAUUGCCAUGCUUGCUGCUGCCGUUGUCUCCCGUUAUCGGACGAAUUACAGCAAUCUUCCAGGGAUGGCACCUCUGCAACGGUCCGACAACACAACAACAUGAUUAACCGUGGUGCGGGAAACAGCAACGAACGACAACAACAAUACAACGAUGAGCAACGGCAGCAACAAGAACACAAGUUUUCACCAAUGAUGCUGGCCCCCAUUGACGAAGAGCUGGGCCAGCUGCAGUCCGGUAGCAAUGACUCCAUUAGCUUUUGUAUUCGUGGUGCCAAGAAAGAACGAAUCACGAGUCAGUUUGUAUCAGAACUGGGGGCAUCGGAAAUGUCCAGGAGCAGUUACGAGGAUGCAUUCGGUGACGAGGGUGGUAACUGCCUUGUUGACAGUCCACCUUCCAAGCCUCUACGUGCUCAAAGCCAGGCCGAAUUCUCUCCAAGCAGGGUGCCUCCCUGCAAACCAGAGCGAAUGGCAAGUGGGCACCAGCUGAGUUUCUUUGCCACUGAUAUCUCUGAAUUAGACGAAGCAUCCAUAGAGGAGUCGCCCCCUACGAAACCAAUGAGGCUCGUCAGUGAAGUCAGCCAAAUAUCUGUUGACAAGGAAUCUGUGUUGGAGAUUUGUACGCGAAAUGAUCCAUCUUCUCCACCAUCCAAGCCAAUAAGGUUGGUGAGCGAGUUGGAAAACACCGCUGACAUUCCUCCUUCCAUAACACCACAGCUUGCACCACCGACGAGGCCAAUCAGGGUUUUGAGCGAGGUAUCUGCGUUAGAAGACGAACAAUACAACAAUCCUCCAAUUCAAUCUUUCCCCCCAACCAAGCCACUGAGGCUUGCGAGCGAAGUUAGCGAGCUGUCCACAUUGGAAGACUACAAUGACGUCGCUCCGAUCCCUAUUUCACCUCCCACAAAGCCAGUGAGGUUUGCAAGUGAAGUGAGUGAGCUUUCAACAUUAGAAGAGGACCAUUUCAUUGUUCCUCCAAUCGAGAGUGCACCUCCCACCAAGCCAGUGAGGCUUGUGAGCGACGUUAGUGAUGUUUCGACCGGUUGCAAAGAAGCAAAAUCUGCCGCUGUGGCACCCCCGUCCAAGCCGACCAGGUUCGCGAGUGAGAUAUCAGCGGGCAAAGAAGAUUAUCAGGACGACCACCCGAACGCAGCAUACGGCGAGAGCUACAAGUCAGCGCCCCCGGCAGAGCCAAUUAGAUAUGGAAGUGAUGUGGAAGUUGAAAGGUGAUGUAGCUGUUCGCUGAUGUCCAAAGACAGGCCAUUUCACCUGGAAGUUGUAUCUGAAAGAGUCAAAAGCUCCAGCCACGAAUCCAUUCAGAUACCGGCCGAAAUUGACAGUUUGCGCUGCAGAUGCCACCACGGUUGCCCUGUCGGGUGUGGGAGUGGGGGCAACAGGCUACGCUGGGGGCUGCGUAUGGGGAAUUCGGGGUCAGCGGCAACCAGCGGUGUUUAUCGGGGAGGAUUGAAGAAGACAUUCAUGAAGCUAAAAAUGUUACCAGUAGCUAGACUCCUCAUUCUGAAGAAGACGUCAGAGUACCUGCAUACACAAGCUAGAAUCUUGCAAUUCGCUUUUGCUAUCGUACGGUACGAGCGCAUCGAAGCAUGCACGUCGUAUGUUGUCGCGACAAAUAAAGGAUUUAGCAUUUGUAACAUCGGCACCGUGACUAAGGCCAGAAUUGAAGCCCACCAGGAAUCCAGCUUUUGGUUUUUUUUGUGGUUGGCACCUGCUCGGAAAACACAUCUAAGGAAGAAAACGAAACCGGUCAAGUCCAUGAGCGAAACAACUGGAGGCAACAGCACCAUGCCAUACAAGGCCAGCACCAAGCAUCACAAAACAUACCAGGACACACGUCAAUGAUAUUGGGGCAACUGUUGAUGAGGCAACGGAACAUGGAAGCCCAUUCAUCUGGGCAUUUCUCUACUGCAGUGUCCGAGCUGUAGCUGUAGCCACCAUACUGGACAAUAAACCCACCCGCCUGCUUGGCGGUAGAAGAACCAGAGCCCUUCGUCGCCAUGGAGCUUGUGCAAGUCGGCACCUGACAAUCACUCCUGUCCUCGCCGGUCUCCUCAAGGAUAACACAAGUGGUUGCAAGGUGGACUUCUGCGAGGCAAUCAUCAACACAACAGUCAGGGUUUUCCUCCAAUACUCCACAGUAGUCCUGCUCGAUUUGCGCACAUGUGGGGACGUCAUCAAGAACUGGAUCGAUUGGGGCAGGCGUUUCUUCUUCUUCAGUCGUCAAUUCUAUGUCUGUGAUCAUAGAAUAAAACAUAUAGCAAUGAGCAAGAGGAUAACCUGAUGAUACCUCAUUCGACAAGUGACCUCUGCAACGCACCAGGACACACUUCGAUGAAAUUUGGACAAUCUUGGAUAACGCACUGGACCAAGCCAUUCCAUUCAUCUGGACAAUUAUCCUGGAGAGCUUCCGCAUUGAAUUGCACGCCCCGCCAAACAAACUCAAUUAAAUCCAGAUCAAAGAAAUCUGCAAACUGUUUUGUACCCAACACAGGGGAGCCUGAUGAAGGGCAGCUUGGAACAGGACAAUCUGAAUUGUCUUCGCCAGUCACUACAAAGGUGUGGCAGACCGCCGCAGCCAUGAUUUCUGCAGAGCAGUCUUGAAGGCAACAGUCUCCAUCCGCAUAAAUAUCGCACCAGCUAUUGGAGAUGUCCUCGCAGAACCCAAUAGGACCGCCGACUUCUUCUUGAGUUGGUGAUCCGGAGCCUCCGGAGCUUCCUCCUCCACAGACACAGCAGGCUUCACUUGCCGUUGUGCCAUCAAUACCGGCAAAGGAGGCAAAGUCGCCAAAUUGCUCGCAUCUGUCAUCUGAUGCAUACCAUGAGCAACCGUCUCCUCCAAUAUCUUCCCAUCCAUCGACAUCAGUACACUGCUGGGUGCCUCCUCCACAAGUGCAGCAUGCAUCAUUGGCUGUCAUGUUAUCGUCACCUGGAAUGUUUCCAUACGAUAAGCAUCUGACAUCUUCAACCUCAUAAAAAUCACAACCAUCUCCAUCUCUAUCGGCCCAACCAGGAACAUUGCUGCAUCCCGAAGCCAAUGUUGGCAUUCCACCUGUGGCCCAAUCUUUCAAGAACUCGUCUUCAUUAAUCAUAAUCAGAAACUCGUCGGUAAUGUACUUGGUCGGGUCGACCUGGGUCAGGAUGGCACCUUUGUCCAAGAGGAACGCGCCCACCUCAUUCGUCCAAAUGUCAUAGUUGGACAAGGGUGGUUCUCCCCGACGUUCCAUCAAGUCCAACUGCAGCUGGAGACCAAACAAACCCACCAAACGAAGUUCUAGUCCCAGACUCGCUGCAGAGGGUGCCUCCAAGCUACGAUCCCCGUAGAAAGAUGACAUGUACAACAUAGUCUCCUUGAAGUUGUCCUGGGUGUUGAUGAAAUUCACUGCACGGAGCCAACCGGCUAGAACCUUGGCAACCACCAUGGGAGAUGCCAAAGCAAAAUCGCUACGAACCAUGUGCCCGUUGGCAACUGUGGCAUAAACUGACGCACCGGAACAAAUCGUUUCGGAUCCUUCCAGCGUUUCCAACAGCUCCCAAAGACCUGGAGGAGAGAACCCUCCCAAGUCGGCUGUUGAUGUCGUCAAGGCAUCAAGACAGUCUCCAUCGCGAGCGUAGAUGAAACUGACAUCCUCAAUAGCGUAGCCUUGGCUCUUCAGGCAACUUUCCACGACAAAUUGCUCGGUCGAGUCGGGAAGCACACAAACAUUACCGGCGAUGGACUCGGGAGGCCACGUCUCUACAGCCGCUUGGGUUCCCACCAAUUGGUUGGUGGCACUGGCAUCCAUGGAAAUACCCACACCUAGAAAACCUUCUCGUUGGCUUCUGAUAGAACCAUAAUGAGAGCAGUCACGUGCUAGGAAAUUAGUAAAAAAGGAUGGCGACAAUGGCGACAAGCCUUGGGGAGCGAAAAUAGAAGUCUUACCCAAGAAUGUUGGAGACUACACCGGCACUGCCAAUAUCCCAGGUUCCAUUGACAUCAGUGAUCAUGGCAUCCCCAGAAGGAUACUAUGGUAGAAGAGAGGCUUAAUAAGAUUAGUAGCAUUCCGAUGAUAAAAACAUAACAUCCAUUUUUUCUUACCCAG
Messenger RNA from Seminavis robusta, 5680 nucleotides. The record is from the annotation of a GenBank genome assembly. NCBI's taxonomy places the organism in Eukaryota, Bacillariophyta, Bacillariophyceae, Naviculales, Naviculaceae.